This is a messenger RNA of Daphnia pulex (common water flea), 1337 nucleotides long. Its product is annotated as tetraspanin-9-like. The record is from RefSeq and is a predicted model, not a curated record. Lineage: Eukaryota; Metazoa; Arthropoda; Branchiopoda; Diplostraca; Daphniidae. Gene Ontology annotation, cellular component: membrane. The transcript is spliced from 6 exons. Bases 70 to 855 code for a protein of 261 amino acids.
AUUCAAUUUUGUUUUUCUUGAUAAAAAGUUUUUCUAAAAUUUGUACAUGAAAUUUUUGUAUUUUGUGAAAUGAGAAAAUCUCAGAAAAGGGGUUAUGUGUGCAUCAGGUCAUUAUUUGGCCUUUUAAACGGACUAUUCUGGAUACUUGGUGGUGGAGUGGUUGGAAUUGCAAUCUGGCUACGAAUAUCUUACAGUGGAUUUGUCUCACUUCUGCCUCAACAUGAGCUUCUGAGUUUGGACUCAGUAGGUCUCAUAAUUGGUGCAGUUUUAUUUCUUGUUGCAUUUUGUGGCCUCAUUGGAGCCUGGUUUAUGAGCCCCUGCCUUCUCAUUUCAUACUUCAUAUUAAUUUCCAUAUUAUGUGGAGCUGAGCUGGUUUGUGGAAUCUUUGGUGUUCUAUACAGGGAGAUAUUCUCUGCAUCACUUCAGCAAGAACUGCUCACUGGUAUCCAGGCACAUUAUAAUACAUCAAAAGAAUAUACUGGAAUUACUUUUGCAUGGGAUCACAUUCAGUACCAGCUCAGCUGUUGCGGUGUUCAGCAUUAUGAAGACUGGUUCAACAUUUCUGCAUGGCCUGGGAAUUUUUAUGUUCCUCAUUCAUGCUGCAUCCCAUCAUUUCAGUACAUGAGUGAUUGUGGUCAGUUAGAAGAAGUUUCCAUGUGGUUUCCGUCUGGUUGCUAUAACAAAGCUCAGAUUUGGUUGAAAGAGCGCAUUCAUCUAGUCGGUAUAAUCGGAUUUGUUGUUGGCGUUAUACAGAUUUUUGGAUUAAUAUCUUCGAUGAUCUUGUUUUGUUUUACUCGUCGCCGUGCCGGGUUUAAAACUUACACAGCUGUGAAAUCACAAUCUUUUGCUGUAUAGACUUCAAGAAAGAAAUGGUUCUUUUUUAACCGGGAACAAUCUCGUUAUAAUUGUUUCGGCUUUUUGUUUCACUUAUACUGUUUCUCAUUAUAGUGCCAAAAUAAUUUUGAAUCUGAACUAAUUCUAGUAUCACAAGACCGCUCGUUCAGACCUUACUGAUUGAGCGUGACACCUGAAGUGUAUAAUAUGACAGAUUUUUCUUUUUCAACUUCCAACCGCUUUCGACACCUGCGUGUGUUGAAAAAUUGCGAUUUUUAUGUUUUUAUGUUGUAAAUUAAUUUUAGCCCCUGUAUCCUCUGCUUCACUUCUUUUUUUGGUAGACUGAACUCCUGUGAUAUUUGUCAAAUAACCACUUCAGCUAAACGCAGCAUAAUGAAAACUCUUUGUAGCUAAUGUUCUUGCAGCAAACAACUUUUUCUUUUAGCUUUAAUGAAUCUCCUAAUAUGUUAAUUGAAAUCUCAAAUAUAUACUACUCAUACAAA